CCCAUGUUGACGGUUGAGUUGACGUGACAUGUGACUUUGUUGUGUUGACAUUAAUGACACUGACGAAUAGACGUAGACAAAUAAAUAUUAGAAAUUGAUCAGAAUAAUGUUUUAAUAAUUAAUAACAGUUUAUAAAAAGAUAAAACUUGCAAACGUCAGUAAAACACAUCAGAAAAAUGUCGCAAACAGUGUCCCUAAUUCUGAACGAAGAUGUCGAACAUGGUGGAAAAGAAUACGACGAGGAUGAUAUCGAAAAUGAUUUUGCCUACAGAAACAAUGUAUUGAACGCUACAAAACAAAUAAGGUUAGCAUUUAUUCGCAAAGUUUAUGGCCUUUUGUCCAUGCAAAUAUUACUAACCUUUAUUAUAGCCAGCAUAUGUUUGUUUACACCACCUAUAAAAAGCUUUGUUCACACAAAUGACUGGAUGAUGAUGUUUUCUUUUAUUGCUAGCAUUGCACUGUUAGUACCUCUACACAUCAAAAGGAAGGAAUCUCCUACCAAUUUUAUCCUUCUAAUAGCCUUUACAGUUGUUCAAGCUUACACAAUCGGAGUCAUAGUGACAUUCUAUUCAAAAGUAGUCGUGUUACAAGCAUUAGUAUUAACCCUUGUUGUAUUGGUCGCUCUGACUGCAUUCACAUUCCAAACUAAGCGUGACUUCUCUGCCACUCAUUCCGCGUUAUUCGCUGGACUCUGCAUUCUCAUCGUAGGAGGAUUUAUGCAGAUAUUCAUUCAAUCGUCUAUAUUGGAACUUGGUAUUGGACUCGGUGGAGCAUUUUUGUUCUGCCUUUUCAUCGUAGUGGAUACCCAAAUGAUAAUGAAGACUUUGUCACCAGAAGAAUACAUUUUAGCCACAAUAAACUUGUACAUGGAUAUAAUCAACUUAUUCGUUUAUAUUCUGCGUAUUUUACAGGAGUUAAAUAGGCAAUAAUUCACUUAUUUUUAUGUAGCAAUGAAUAAAUAACCUUAUCCACUUUUUAGUAGUAAAUUAUUUGUAAAUAUUAUUGGCUCUUACAGUAUUUUAUUGAAGGUUACUUAAAAUAAAAUUUAAAAUGAGUAA
This is a messenger RNA of Diabrotica virgifera virgifera (western corn rootworm), 1058 nucleotides long. RefSeq names its product protein lifeguard 4-like. Gene Ontology annotation, cellular component: membrane. The transcript has a single exon. Lineage: Eukaryota; Metazoa; Arthropoda; Insecta; Coleoptera; Chrysomelidae. The record is from RefSeq and is a predicted model, not a curated record. Gene Ontology annotation, biological process: negative regulation of apoptotic process. Bases 177 to 929 code for a protein of 250 amino acids.